Messenger RNA from Brassicogethes aeneus, 2943 nucleotides. The record is from the annotation of a GenBank genome assembly. NCBI's taxonomy places the organism in Eukaryota, Metazoa, Arthropoda, Insecta, Coleoptera, Nitidulidae.
CAAAAAUAGACACAGAAACAACUACGUAUUUAGUUUAAUGCAAUUAUGCUUUAUUAAUUAACAAAUAUUUAUCCUAAGUUUCUUGAAUCAUGUUUUACAGGAAAUUAUUAUUUUUACUAGUUUAUAUUGUAUGUGUUGUUCGUCCAAAUGAUAUUAACAUAGGAGGAAUGUUUGGUGGUAAUGAAGACAAUGAAAAGGCGUUUACUUAUGCCAUAGAGCAAGCAAAUCGAAAUUUGGAAGGAAAAAACAUGAAAGCACUUAUAGAAAAAGAAUCCUUUGAAAACGCGCAGGGUCCUUUUAACUCGAUGAUGAAAAUGUGUCAGUUGCUGAACGAAGGAAUUGUAGCCAUGUUUGGACCCAAGCUGCAAGAAAACAUCGACAUUAUACAAGCGAUGUGCGAUGAAAAGGAAAUUCCUCACAUUCUAACAUGGAAGAAUUAUAGAUCGAUUAGAACAGGAUCAAUUCUAAAUUUUUACCCACAUCCUCCCAUGCUUUCCAAAGCCUACACCGAUAUAAUUUUGAGCUUGGAAUGGAAAACGUUUACUAUUUUGUACGAAGACGAUGAGAGCUUUCUUAGUUUAAUUGAAGUCAUAAGGGAACUUGAAGCCAAUAAUAUUAUCGUUAACGUUAGACAAUUGGAUAAAUACCAAACUGGAAACUAUAGACCAAUAUUAAAGGAAGUAAAAAGUUCCGGACAAACAUAUUUUUUAAUCGACUGCCGCAUCGAACACUUGCCGGAAGUUUUACUCCAAAUGCAACAAGUUGGCCUUAUGACUGGUGAUUAUAAGUUGUUUAUUACGAAUUUGGAUACACACACAGAAGAUUUAACUCCUUUUCAGUAUUCAGAAACCAACAUAACAGGGAUAAGGAUUGUUAAUCCUGAUAGUGAGUAUGUUCAAAAAAUAAGUUCCGAAAUGUACGCCGAAGAUAAAAGCAUCAUGUUUAUGCAAUCGUGGAAAUUAAAAACAGAAUCAGCCUUAAUUAUUGAUGCGGUAAACAUGUUAUCUAAAGCAUUUAUGGAAAUUAACGAGGAAUCAUUAGCUAUAGGAAAUAUUCAAUGCAAUUCCACAGAGAGUUGGGCGUUUGGGUAUAGUUUAAUCAAUCUAGUUAAAACGAGCACUUAUAAUGGCUUGACCGGAUUGAUAAACUUUAACCAUGAGGGGUUUAGAUCCGAUUUUUCUUUGGAAAUUUACGAGUUAAAGGAAGGUGGCAUUCCAAUGAUUGGUACGUGGAAUGCUUCAAGUGGAAUUAAUAUAACUCGACAAGGGAAAAUUGUGGACGAAGACAAUUUGUCUAGUUUGCAUAAUAGAACUUUCAUAGUCAUAACAGCAUUGACGGAUCCUUAUGGUAUGUUAAAAGAAACUCACGAGGUUCUUGUUGGUAACGACAGAUUUGAGGGAUAUGGUAUUGAACUUAUACAUCAAUUGUCUUUAAUGGAAGGAUUUAACUACACUUUCAUUAUAAGGGAAGACAAGAAGAACGGAAAACAGGAUGAGUUAACCGGAAAAUGGUCUGGUAUGAUAGGAGAUCUUAUAGAACAUAGAGCAGAUUUGGCAAUCACCGAUCUUACGAUAACUUCAGAUAGAGCUGAGGCCGUCGAUUUUACUACACCCUUUAUGAAUUUGGGCAUCAGUAUUUUAUUUAGAAAACCGGGAAAAGCUCCGCCCAGCUUUUUCUCAUUUGCAGACCCAUUUGCAAUUGAAACAUGGGCCGCUUUGGCUAUGGCCUAUUUUGUAGUAUCCAUAUCUCUUUACGCUAUGGGACGUUUAAGCGUGGACGAAUGGACCAAUCCGUAUCCAUGUAUCGAAGAACCGGAGUAUCUUAUUAAUCAGUGGAGUUUCGCUAACUCCUUUUGGUUUGCCACUGGCGGUCUUAUGCAGCAGGGUUCCGAAAUUGCACCGAUAGGUCUUUCUACAAGAAUGACUGCAGGCGUAUGGUGGUUUUUUAUUUUAAUUAUGGUUUCGUCUUAUACAGCAAACUUAGCUGCAUUUUUAGCUACUGAAAAUCCAAUUAAUUUGUUUACAGACGUGGCAAGUUUAGUUGAAAAUGCGGAGAAAUUUAAAAUCCGAUAUGGAUCCAAAUCUGGGGGAGCUACCGAAAUAUUUUUUAGGGAGUCUACAAAUCCCCUAUACAAAAAAAUUUAUCAGCAUAUGAAGGAACAUUCGGAAGACAUGCCCCUGGAAAAUAAUUAUGGAGUCGAUUUGGCAGAAAAGGAACAAUAUGCAUUUUUCAUGGAAUCCACUAGCAUUAAUUAUGUAACACAGAGACAUUGCGAUUUACAAAUGUACGGAAACCUUUUGGACGACAAAGGAUAUGGAAUUGCUAUGAGAAAAAAUUCGCCAUACAGACAACAACUUUCAACGGCUAUUUUAAAACUGCAAGCAUCCGGUGAAUUGGAUAAUUUAAGAAGAAAAUGGUGGGAAGAACGACGCGGGGGUGGACAAUGCGAAAGCGAAGGUGAGUCAGCCGACGCUACACCUUUAGGACUCCAGAAUGUGGAAGGAGUGUUUUAUGUGACCAUUUAUGGAGCUAUAUGCGCGGUCUUCAUUGUAAUGAUAGAACAUUUAAUCUACGUAAUUAAAGUUAGCAGAAAAACUAAAAUAUCGUUUAAGGAAACAUUUAAAUUGGAGUUAAAAAGCUACUUAAACUUCGAAAGUAACGUGAAACCCGUUCUAAGCAGAGAGGAUUCAAAGGAAGGAUCUAAAUCUAAAAGUGAGGAAGAAGGAAAAAGUGAAAAAUCCACCAAAAGCGAAAAAAAUCCUGUGCCAUACGGUUUUAAUAUCCCAUCAAAAGAAUCUCCAACUAAAUCGAAUAGUAACAGUACUUCUAAAUUAUUUAAGUCAAAAAAUGAAAACUCGAGUCAUAGUUCUUAAUUUACUAUAAGUACCACCUAAGUUGGUUUAAAUUAUUAUUAUAUAUGUUUUUAAAUAAUUAAUAUUAAUC